AUUAACAGGUAUGCCAAAGGAAAAAUAUGAUCCUCCAGAUCCCCGCAGAUGUUACACCAUCAUGUCAGCCGAGGAGGCGGCCAGUGGGAAGAAGUCUCACUGGGCCGAGCUGGAGAUAUCUGGGCGGGUGAGGAGUCUGAGCAGCUCGUUGUGGACGCUCACUCACCUGACAGCGCUGCACAUCAAUGACAACAACCUGACCCGCAUCCCGCCGGACAUUGCCAAGCUGCCCAACCUGGUCUACCUGAACCUGUCGUCCAAUAAGCUCCGCAGCCUGCCCGCCGAACUGGGCAACAUGGUCUCUCUCAGGGAAUUGCUUUUAAACAACAAUCUUUUGCGAGUUCUGCCUUAUGAACUUGGGAGGCUUUUCCAGUUACAAACCCUGGGGCUAAAAGGAAACCCUUUGUCCCAAGACAUCCUCAAUCUGUACCAGGAGCCGGACGGAACCAGAAAGCUUUUGAACUACAUGCUCGACAAUCUAGCAGUGCACCCAGAGCAGCUCCCCCAAAGACCUUGGAUCACUCUGAAAGAGCGAGACCAAAUGAUCCCCACAGCCGUGUUCACAGUCAUGUGCUACAACGUGCUGUGUGACAAGUACGCCACGCGACAGCUGUACGGCUACUGUCCGUCCUGGGCCCUCAACUGGGAGUACAGGAAGAAGGGCAUCAUGGAGGAAAUCACCAACUGUGACGCCGACAUCAUCAGCCUGCAGGAGGUGGAGACAGAGCAGUACUACACCUUGUUUCUGGAAACACUAAAGGAGCGUGGCUACGACGGCUACUUCUGUCCAAAGUCUCGUGCCAAACUGGUUUCUGAACAGGAGAGGAAACACGUGGACGGCUGCGCUGUGUUCUUCAAGACCGAGAAGUUUACUUUGGUCCAGAAACACACCGUGGAAUUCAACCAGGUGGCCAUGGCCAACUCUGAGGGCUCAGAGGUCAUGCUGAACAGAGUGAUGACCAAAGACAACAUCGGGGUGGCCGUUCUGCUCGAGGUUAACAAGGACAUGUUCUCCGGAGGUAUGAAGCCACCACAGGAGAGGCAGCUGAUCCUGGUGGCCAACGCUCACAUGCACUGGGACCCCGAGUACUCGGAUGUUAAGUUGAUCCAAACCAUGAUGUUCCUGUCGGAGCUGAAGAGCAUCGCUGAGAGGGCCUCGGGCUCCGUGGCGACCGGCUCGCCGACCUCCGACCCGUCCUCUAUCCCCAUUGUCCUGUGUGCUGACCUCAACUCGCUUCCCGACUCCGGUGUGGUGGAAUAUCUAAGCAACGGAGGAGUGGCCGAGAACCACAAGGACUUCAAGGAGCUACGCUACAACGAAUGUUUGACCAACUUCAGCUGCAACGGCAAGAACGGCAACUCAGACGGAAGCAUCACACACAGCUUCCAGCUGAAGAGCGCCUACGACAGCAAUCUGAUGCCUUACACCAACUACACAUAUGACUUCAAGGGCGUGAUUGACUACAUCUUCUUCUCCAAGACCCACAUGAGUGUCCUGGGCCUGCUGGGACCGCUGGACAGCCAGUGGCUCAUCGACAACAACAUCACCGGAUGCCCCCACCCCCACAUCCCCUCGGACCACUUCUCCCUGCUGGCCCAGCUGGAGCUGCACCCUCCCCUGCCCCAUCCGCUCAACCCCCUCAACGGGCUGCACCUGCCGGUCAACAGGUAGUGCAGCCUGAGAGAGCCCCGCCCACCCUUCUUACCUUACCUCACCUCCCCUGUCCUCCCCUUCCAGCUUUAUACAGGACCCUGUACAGUUUACCAGUCAUGUUAAAACUCAGACACCAUCCAACCCCCUCCAACCCUAAGACAUACCAACCCAAAAGGAGUGAAGUAUUUGCCCCGUUUGUUGCUCCUUUUUGUGUUUUUGCACACACUGUAAAUGUUUAUUUUUUCUUUCUCCCCCUGAAAAGUCUUGAUACCAAAUGUGGGGCUCGGGAUGAAGCUGCUAUGGUAACCCCCAAUGUCAGUUUUUUUUUGUUUUUGCCAGAUGUGAUCAUGGCCGCUUGUAGAUUCAGCUCCUAUAACAUCAAACCUCAACUAAUACUCUCAACCUUUUUAGGAAAAGUCUACUACGCAGAUGUCAGCUAAUUAGCUGAAUGUCAUUUGGGUUUCUUUUCUCGUUUCACGUAACUGUGAAAUAAUAUUUUUAGAGUGAAAACACAACAUAAUAUUAUCGGCAGAUAUGUUGUGUUAAACUCAGUCUGUAGAACUGGAACCUGACAUCACUCUCAAAUUAACUUGACAGGUAUUUUAAUAAAAGCAGCCACACUACAAACUGAAUCUAAGUUAGAAAUGUUGUACGAGGAUGUGAAAGAAUUUUUUUUUUUUUUACACCAGUACAUUAUUUUAAAUUUUGAUCAGCCACGAAACACCAAAAUACUUAAUUCACUAGAUUUUUUAGGUUAAAACUACCGACUGGGCAUUUUAAAAGUAAUGUAAUGUCAUUGUAACACUAAAUUGGUGUGUUUCAUAUGGGAACUAGAAUAUGAAAUCUCAUGUCACAGGUGCUGCAGGUGUUGUGAAGCUCAUAUUACAGCACUGAUAAUAUUGAUGGUGCACUGUUUGAGGGGGCUAAAACGAUAGAUGAUCCCAUGUACUUGUCUGUCGAGUCAAACUUUUUCUGGAUCACACUUCCACACCGUUUGGGAUCACGCUGCCUGAUCGAAAACCACAUACAUAAGGAAGUCACCUGACUGAAAGCCGCCUCACGGUAUUGCAUGGAUGUUACUGAGCUGCUGCAUUCACGUCUAUGAAUUUUGUCUUCUAUGAUACGGGUCUUGUACCUUCUCUCGGAUCAUUACUAAGUAUUUGACCUGCAGAGGUAUCGUUUCAUGCUCGUUGCAGUUUAAAAGAUGCAGCUCGUGAGUUUUCUGCAGCAGCACGAACACAAAAAAACAAAACAAUCAAUUAAGGCCUAAAUUACCCCCCAUUCUCUUUGACUUGCUAUGUAAAAAAAUAUUUUAAGACAUGCAAUAUAUUUAUGAUACAAUCAUGAUUGUGCUUUACACUUUUAGCUUUUGAACAUCUACAGUCUUAAAAGAGCAUCGUCCUGUUUCCCGUCACCUGACUGGCCAAAGAAUCUCCUCAGAAUGAGUGACGUGUGCUCUGCCGAUAAUCAGACAACAUGUAUUUAUUGGUGGCAGAGAAAAAAAUAACCGAGGAGAAUCUGGUAAUGAUUUGUGAUCAAGAGCCGAAUGUAUUUACCAAAGGCUCGUUAUGAAAUUGGUUGUUGGAGCCCCUUAAUGUCAGAUUCCUGUGGACUCUAAACUUUGUAUAUUUGUGUCAGAUGGUUAGAACUAAUAGCCCUUUAUGUAAGUUGUAACUCAGGGCUAUGCUAUGCAUCAAGCAGUACCUCUCAAACUAAAGACUCUCAGAGUCAUUGUACGAGCAAAACCAAACAGGAAGCUAUUGUUCUGAAAAUCCUCUAUAAGCACAGGUAAUGUAUGGACUUACAUACAUAUAUGUUGUUGUGGCUGUUGUAGUAGAAGUCCCCCGUCUUUGUGCAUUUCUGAUAAAAACUGCUGCUGCACUUUUGCUCCAUUUCCCCAAAAUUUGGGAAAUUCAAAUUUGUCAAAUUUGUCAAAUUUGACAAAUUUUUGAGAGUCUAGAAGGUGCAGGAAGCGUUCAGAUAAAUUUGGUCUCCAGACACUUUGGAGUUUUAAAACAUCACUGUUAGGUUUUGUUGUAAGGCUUCUUACAGAGGCUCAAGUAUCUGUGGGAUCGACCGGAUGAUCGAACACUGGGGCAGGACUGGGUAUCGAUACAAGCGCCAAUACGAUACAGUUCGUUAGUUCCUGUACCUAUACAACAAUUACACUUCAAUAUUUAGAGGGCCUUAAAAAUUCAAAUUCUGUCACAAAUAAACAAGGCAGUAAACUAGAAAAAUCUAAAUUAUGUUUGUUUUUGGGACUUGUCUCUAAUCUUGACUUUUUCUUACUGUGUAGUUGUCAGGUGUCAGUACAACUGCUUAGCCUAAAACAAAACGCAGUCUAGAAACAACCUGAUUUAAAGAUUUGCGAAUCUGACACAUUUUACUGGUACAAAAACAAAAUAAGGCACAAUCUAUGCAGGAGGACUCUAUCAGAGCAAAUGCAGUCACAGUGUCUAACAUGUCCGGCACAUUUCACACUGUAGUGUCUAGUAAAGCCCGACCUUUUGACAUAGAAUUAGUUAAAUUAGUAAAAGUGUUUGCUCUGUUCAGUAUUUGAUAAAGAAAAGCCAUAAUAACUUUGGGACAAAUGGUGUCAGCACAUCACGGCACCCUGUAGCCUCAGCUUUAAACUGCAUUCAGAUCAGGACCAGCAGCAUCCGCUUUGCUUCAGUUGCACGAUUUGACUCUAACGAGAACGCCUCCGGUUUUGGAGGAGUUGAUCUUUGUGAGCAUUUAGAGGCCUAUACUUCACUCCUGAACUCACCUCACAGGGUUUUCUGAUUUUGUACAACAGCUGUACAUAAAUUAAUCUGUCUUUGAUGACAGGGCGUCUUUCGCAUCUGUGAGGGGAAUGUACCAUUCUCCAGAUAAAGGGGCGUAUUUUUCUCACAAGUCAAAGAUGUACUUGGUGUUUUACUUUGUUCUUUGCCCGGUGCACUACGAUCUCAUAUGUGAAUACCACCUCCACCUGUCUCUAAUACUCUUGUAGAGACAAAAAGUCUCUGUCCAACUUUGUUUUUGAACUACGGGCAUUUUCUGUCUCUAAAGAACAUGCAGUCUUUCAGCUGGUACUUUGUACAAUUCAGUAUUACAAGUUUUUGACAAGAAAAGAUAAAUGUUGUAGGUUUAAAAGCA
Molecule: messenger RNA, 4792 nt
Organism: Toxotes jaculatrix (banded archerfish)
Lineage: Eukaryota; Metazoa; Chordata; Actinopteri; Toxotidae
Gene: cnot6l
Product: CCR4-NOT transcription complex, subunit 6-like
Exons: 11
Coding region: 11-1672 (553 amino acids)
Biological process (GO): nuclear-transcribed mRNA poly(A) tail shortening
Cellular component (GO): nucleus; cytoplasm; CCR4-NOT complex
Molecular function (GO): protein binding; poly(A)-specific ribonuclease activity
Source: RefSeq, a predicted model, not a curated record